Lynx canadensis (Canada lynx) is the source of this 7738-nucleotide messenger RNA. It is a transcript of the gene CNTRL, whose product is annotated as centriolin. The coding region runs from base 254 to 7276 and encodes 2340 amino acids. Gene Ontology annotation, molecular function: protein binding. The record is from RefSeq and is a predicted model, not a curated record. Lineage: Eukaryota; Metazoa; Chordata; Mammalia; Carnivora; Felidae. The transcript is spliced from 45 exons.
GGCACAACACAACAAAAUGGCCGCCGCAUCGCUGGACGCCUGAAGGAAACAACCUGCGCGUCUCCCGCCCCGCCUCGUCCCGCGGGCCCGCUCGGAUCGGCUCCUCGGCGUCUUACAGGAGCUAUGGCGACCCAGAGAGGGGACCUGAGAAUGCAUUGUGACUUUGGAGCCACGUUACAAUUCAUAAAAGAAAGGAGUUGACCUAGAUUUCCCAAAUGCAUUGUUUUGAUGGACACCUGGCUUUAUUCUUGCCAUGAAGAAAGGUUCUCAGCAAAAAUUUUCCAAAGCAAAGAUGCCCCCAUCACCGCGUUCUCCUAGUUCACCAUCCCUCAUGUCCAAUAUGAGAUCUAGGUCACUUUCACCUUUAAGUGGAUCUGAGACUCUGCCUUUUCAUUUUGGAGGACAGUGGCAUGAGCAAGGUGAGAUCACAGAUGAAAGCACUAUGCUUCUGGACUACCAAGACCAUAAAGAAGCUGAUUCACAUGCAGGAGUCCGAUAUAUUACAGAGGCCCUUGUUAAAAAACUUACUAAACAGGACAAUUUGGCCUUGGUAAAAUCUCUGAACCUUUCACUUGCUAAAGAUGGUGGCAAGAAAUUUAGGUAUAUCGAAAAUUUGGAAAAAUGUGUUAAACUUGAAGUACUGAAUCUCAGCUAUAAUAUAAUAGGGAAGAUUGAGAAGAUGGACAAGCUGGUAAAAUUACGUGAACUCAACUUAUCAUAUAACAAAAUCUGCAAAAUUGAAGGCAUAGAAAAUAUGCAUAAUUUGCAAAAGCUAAACCUUGCAGGAAAUGAAAUUGAACAUAUCCCAAUAUGGUUAGGGAAGAAGUUAAAAUCUUUGCGAAUCCUCAAUCUGAAAGGCAACAAGAUAUCAUCGCUCCAAGAUGUAAGCAAGUUGAAACCACUUCAAGAUUUGACUUCUCUGAUCCUACUUGAAAAUCCAGUUGUGGCCCUUCCUCAUUACAUCCAGUUUACCAUUUUUCACCUUCGCUCAUUAGAAAGUCUGGAAGGUCAGCCAGUAACUACUCAGGACAGACAGGAAGCUUUUGAGAGAUUCAGUUUAGAAGAGGUAGAGAGACUGGAAAGAGACCUGGAAAAGAAGACAACGGAAACUGAAGAGCUUCGGAGCGCACAGACAAGGUUCCUUGAGGAAAUUAAAAGUCAAGAUAAAUUGAACAAAUCACUGAAAGAGGAGGCCAUGUUACAAAAACAGAGCUAUGAGGAGCUGGAGAGUAACCUAAACACGAAAAAUGAAUUGCUAAAACAGAAGACCAUGGAACUAAUGCGAGCGUGUCAAAAACAGUAUGAGAUGGAACAGGAAUUGGCCUUUUAUAAAAUUGAUGCCAAAUUUGAGCCACUAAAUUAUUAUCCAUCAGAGUAUGUCGAAAUUGAUAAAACCCCAGAUGAAAGUCCCUACAUUGGCAAAUCCAGAUAUAAGAGAAAUAUGUUCACUACAGAGAGUUACAUUAUUCCAAAUGCCCAGACCAUAAAGAUCGUAAGGAUGGAGCCAGAUGAAGGGGAACAACUCAAAAAUGAGCACGUGAACUUGAGAGCCCAUACGCCACUGGACAUAGAACUGGAAGACAAAGAAAAAAAAAUAAGUGCAGCGCAAACUCGACUAUCAGAACUACAUGAUGAAAUAGAAAAGGCAGAACAACAAAUUUUAAGAGCUACUGAGGAAUUUAAACAACUGGAAGAAGCGAUACAGCUUAAAAAAAUUUCAGAAGCAGAGAAAGAUCUUCUUUUCAAGCAGUUGGGUAGUAGGAUACAACUUCUCAAUAAGUUACGCCAAGAAGUUGUGGAUCUCGAAACACAGAUGGAAAAGCAAAGGCAAGAAAUUGCUGAAAAGCAGAAUGAGAUCAAGGACCUGCAAAUAGCCCUAGAUAGCCUGGAUUCCAGAGACCCAAAACAUUGCCAUAUGAAGGCUCAGAAAAGAGGUAAAGAACAACAACUUGACAUCAUGAACAAGCAGUACAAACAACUUGAAAGCCGUUUGGAUGAGAUACUUUCUAGAAUUGCCAAAGAGACUGAAGAGAUUAAGGACCUUGAACAACAGCUUACUGAAGGACAAAUAGCAGCAAAUGAAGCCCUGAAGAAGGAUUUAGAGAGUGUCAUCAGUGGGUUACAAGAAUACCUGGAGACUAUCAAAGGCCAGGCAACCCAGGCCCAGAAUGAGUGCAAAAAGCUACAGGAUGAGAAAGAGACAUUGCUCCAGAGAUUGAGUGAGGUCGAGCAGGAAAGGGACCAACUGGAAAUAGUUGCCAUAGAUGCAGAAAAUAUGAGGAAGGAGCUCGCAGAACUGGAGAGUGCCCUCCAGGAGCAGCAUGAGGUGAAUGUAUCCCUGCAGCAGACCCAGGGAGAUCUCAGUGCCUAUGAGGCUGAGCUAGAGGCUCAGCUGAAAAUACGGGAUGCUGAAGCCAGCCAGCUCAAGGAGGAGUUGGAAAAACUUAGAAGGUUCAGCCAGUUAGAACAGUCGGCCCUUCAAGCAGAACUUGAGAAGGAAAAGCAAGCCCUCAGGAAUGCCCUCAGAAAAGCCCAGCUCUCCGAAGGAAAAGACCAAGAAAACAACGAGCUCCGCACACAACUUAAACAGCUGCAGGAUGACAAUGACCUGUUAAAACAGCAACUUAAAGAUUUCCAGAAUCACCUUAACCAUGUGGUUGAUGGUUUGAUUCGUCCAGAAGACGUGGCAGCUCGCGUGGAUGAGCUAAGGAAAAAACUGAAGUCAGGAGCCGGGGAAAUGAGAAUCCAUACUCCUUCAGAUGUCUUAGGGAAAAGUCUUGCUGAUUUGCAGAAACAGUUCAGUGAAAUCCUUGCACGCUCCCAGUGGGAAAGACAGGAAGCACAAGUGAGAGAGAGAAAACUCCAGGAAGAAAUGGCUCUGCAACAAGAGAAACUGGUGAACGGACAAGAGGAGUUCAGGCAUGCCUGCGAGAGAGCCCUGGAAGCGAGAAUUAGUUUCGAUAAGAGGCAGCACGAAGCGAGAAUCCAACAGUUGGAGAAUGAAAUUCACUAUUUGCAAGAAAAUCUAAAAAGUAUGGAGGAAAUCCAAGGCCUUACAGAUCUCCAACUUCAGGAAGCUGAUGAAGAGAAGGAGAGAAUUCUGGCCCAACUCCAGGAGUUAGAGAAAAAGAAGAAACUUGAAGAUGCCAAAUCUCAGGAGCAGCUUCUCGGCUUAGACAGAGAAUUAAAGAAACUAAAGAAAGCCGUGGCCGCCUCUGAUAAGCUGGCCACAGCUGAGCUCACCAUUGCCAAAGACCAGCUCAGGUCCCUUCAUGGAACUGUUAUGAAAAUUAACCAAGAGCGAGCAGAGGAGUUGCAGGAGACGGAGAAGUUCAGCAGACAGGCAGCGCAGGCGGCCAAGGAUCUGACCCGAGCAGAAGCUGAGAUUGAACUCCUGCAGAACCUUCUCAGAGAUAAAGAGGAGCAGUUUCGACUUGAGAUGGAGAAAGUAGAUGUAGGCCCUGGAGUAGCAAACUCACACGUGCUGGAGAUGGAGAAACUGAAUGAGACGAUGGAGAGGCAAAGGACAGAGAUCGCAAGGCUGCGGAAUUUACUAGACCUCACCGGGGCUGGUAACAAAGGAAGCUUUGAAAAUGUUUUGGAAGAAAUUGCUGAACUUCGACGUGAAGUUUCUCAUCAGAACGAUUACAUCAGCAGCAUGGCAGAUCCUUUCAGAAGACGAGGCUACUGGUACUUUAUGCCACCACCAUCAUCAUCAAAAGUUUCCAGCUAUAGUUCCCAGGCCACCAAAGACUCUGGUGUAGGCCUAAAGUACACAGCCUCAACUCCUGUUAGAAAACCAUGUCGCGGAUGGCAGGAUGGAAAGGAGGAGAGUGGGCCUCCACCUGUCUCAGGAUACUGGGUUUAUUCUCCCAUCAGGAGUGGGUUACAUAAAUCGUUUUCAAAUAGAGAUGCAGACAGUGGAGGAGAUAGUCAGGAAGAGAGUGAGCUGGAUGACCACGAGGAACGCCCAUUCGUGCCUCCUUCUGGAUACAUGAUGUACACUGUGUUUCCCGAUGGUUCUCCUGUUCCCCAGGGCAUGGCCCUGUACGCACCACCUCCUCCCCUGCCCAACAACAGCCAGCCUCUCAGCCCUGGCACUGUUGUUUAUGGCCCACCUCCUGCUGGAGCCCCCAUCGUGUAUGGGCCUCCGCCCCCCAACUUCUCUGUCCCCCUCAUCCCUGUGGGGGUGCUGCAUUGCAACGUCCCGGAACACCAUAACUUGGAGAAUGAAGUUUCUAGAUUAGAAGACAUCAUGCAGCAUUUAAAAUCAGAGAAACAGGAGCAGUGCACGAGAGCAUCCAAGCGGCAGUCGGUGAAAGAAUUGGAAGAGCUGCAUCGUAAUAUUGAUGGUCUCUUGCAAGAGAAGAAAGACUUACAGCAUGAAGUAGAAGAAUUACAUGAUACCAUCCAGAAACAUAAACAGCGAAAAGACUUCCUUGAUGGAAAUGUCGAGAGUCUUAUGAACGAACUAGAAAUAGAGAAGUCACUCAAACACCAUGAAGAUAUCGUGGAUGAAAUUGAGUGCAUCGAAAAGACCCUUAUGAAACGUCGAGCAGAACUCAGGGAAGCUGACCGGCUGCUGGCGGAGGCCGAAAGUGAACUUUCACGCACGAAGGAGAAAACAAAAGAUGCCGUUGAGAAGUUCACUGAUGCCAAGAGAAAUCUAUUGCAAAUCGAAAAAGAUGCUGAGGAGUUAGAAAGGAGAGCCCAGGAAACUGCUGUUAACCUUGUCAAAGCUGACCAGCAGCUCAGAUUACUCGAGGCUGACGCAAAGGGUUUGGAGCAGCACAAAAUGGAGCAAGAAGAAACUUUGAAAGAAAUAAACAAAGUUGUUGCAGCCAAAGACUCCGACUUCCAGUGCCUGAACAAGAAGAAGGAAGUACUGACCGCAGAGCUGCAGAAAUUGCAGAAGGACAUCGAGGCCGCACAACACAAUGAGGAUCACCACCUGCACGUCCUGAAAGAGUCAGAGACCCUCCUGCAGGCCAAGAAAGCUGAGCUGGAAAAGCUGAAAAGCCAGGUAUCCGAUCAGCAGCAAGAACUGGCCGUCUUGGACAGGGAGUUAGGGCAUAAAAAGGAAGAGCUGCGUCUACUCCAGGGAAGCAUGGUCCAGGCCAAAGCUGACCUCCAGGAGGCGCUGAGACUGGGAGAAACCGAAGUAACUGAGAAGUGCAAUCAUAUUAGGGAAGUAAAAUCUCUUCUGGAAGAACUGAGUUUUCAGAAAGGAGAACUCAAUGUCCAGAUUAGUGAAAAAAAAACUCAACUUGCACUCAUAAAGCAGGAAAUUGAAAAAGAGGAAGAAAAUCUUCAGGUAGUUUUAGGGCAGAUGUCUAAACAUAAAACUGAACUAAAGAAUAUUCUGGACAUGCUGCAACUUGAAAGCAAGGAGCUGCAAGGUUUGAAGCUACAACAUGAGCAAAAGUUGUCCGAGUUAGAGAAGACUCAGGUCGAAGUGCUGGAGGAGAGACUGGAGUUAGAGAAUCUGCAGCAGACAGCCCUGCAACGGAAAGGGGAAAUUGAGUGGCAGAAGCAGGUCCUCGAGAGGGACAGACGGGAAAUAGAGCGGAUAACUGCCGAGACCCGAGUGCUACAGUCGUGUGUUGAGUCUUUGAGCAAAGAAAAGGAAGAUCUCGAAGAAAAAUGUGACAGCUGGGAAAAGAAGUUGGCACAGAGCAAACGGGUUUUGGCAGCUGCAGAAGAGAAUAGCAAAAUGGAGCAGGCAAACUUAGAGAAGCUGGAAUCGGAUGUCAGAAACUUGCAGCAGGGGCUGGACCGACUGCACAGAGAGAAGCUCUCACUGCACAAAGACAUGGCAGCCACGCAGCAGCAGCUCCGAGAAAAACAAGAAGCAGUAAACUCACUACAGAAAGAACUAGCUGAUGUCCAAGACCAUCUGAACCUAGCCAAACAGGACCUGCUUGACAUCGCCGAGCAGAAGGACGUGCUGCUCAGCGAGCAGACCAGGCUCCAGAAGGACGUCGAGGAAUGGAGGAAGAAGCUCGAAGACUGCCAGAAAGAAGGGGAGACAAAGCAACAACAGCUUCAAGUGCUUCAGACGGAGAUUGAAGAAACCAAGGCGAAGCUAGCCCAACAAGAAACGAUGUUUCAGAGACUCCAGCAAGAGACAGAAUGUGAAGAAAAGAAGUUAGAAGCCAGUAAGGCGACUCUGAAGGAGCAGCAGCAAGAGCUGGAAAAGGAAUUAACGCAGCAGAAGAGCAAGCUGGACCAGGUGCUCACAAAGGUGUUGGUGGCGGAGGAGCGUGUCAGGGCUUUGCAGGAAGAGGAGAGGUGGAGUGAGACCCUGGAGAAAGCGCUCUCCCAGACCAAACGACAGCUUUCGGAACGGGAGCAGCAGCUAACGGAAAGGUCAAGUGAGCUACUGACUCUCCAGAAAGAGGCGGACUCUAUGAGGGCAGACUUCAGCCUCUUGCGGAACCAGUUCUUGACAGAAAGGAAGAAAGCCGAGAAGCAGGUCGCCAGCCUGAAGGAAGCACUUCAGGUCCAGCGGAGCCAGCUGGAGAAGAACCUUCUGGAGCAAAAGCAGGAGAACAGCUGCAUGCAGAAGGAAAUGGCAACAAUCGAGCAGGUGGCCCAGGACAACCACGAGCGGGCCAGGCGCCUGAUGAAGGAGCUCAGCCAGAUGCAGCGCGAGUACGUGGAUCUCAGGAAACAGAUGACACACCAAAAAGAUUUGGAGAGAAGACAAAUGGAAAUCAGUGAGGCGAUGAGAUCACUUAAAUGUGAGGUGAAGGAUGAAAUCAGAACCAGCCUGAAGAAUCUCAACCAGUUUCUUCCAGAACUACCAGCAGAUCUGGAGGCUAUUUGGGAAAGGAAUGAAAACCUAGAGGGAGGGUUGGAAAGCUUGAAAGAAAACUUCCCAUUCACCGUGAGUGAGAGACCAUCACCUUUUGAAGAAAAACUGAAUUUUUCCCAGAUUCACAUAAUGGAUGAACACUGGCGUGGAGAGGCACUCCGAGAGAAACUGCGUCACCGUGAAGAUCGACUCAAGGCCCAGCUUCGACACUGUAUGUCCAAGCAAGCAGAAGUGUUAAUUAAGGGGAAGCGGCAGACAGAGGGCACUUUACACAGCCUGAGGAGACAGGUCGAUGCUCUGGGGGAAUUGGUCACCAGCACCUCUGGAGACUCCACGGCGUCACCCAGUCUGUCUCAGACAGAGUCUUCCCUUGCUGAGGACUCUCAACCUGGACCGAGCCAGAGCUCCUUCCAGGUUCUACAGGGUCCGUCACAAUUUCUGGACAGUUACCGACACUGAUGCCAUUCCCAGCUCCCGGCCCAUGGGGGAAGAGAACUGUUCAGCCAGAUGCGGAAACCUGAGGAAAUACCUUCUCUACCUCACUUCGUAACUGGAGUGCCGCUUGGUUUUUAUCAAGAUCCAGUGAACUCAGAUGCUGCACCUCCACUGUAGCUUACCCCACCUGUAUCGUUAAAUGCCAGGGUUUUUGUAAAUCACAUGUACAUAUGGGAAUCGUUGUGUACAACUUAAACCAGGGUCCUAGAUGGCUGAGGGUUUUGGUUUUUUUUUUUAUCUUUGAAUGUGUUGCCAUAAAACUACCGCUGAUUGUAAUUGCAAAUUGUAAGCUAUAAACUGGUGAAAUUAUAGCUACGUAGAGAAAAAAACAAUGUACUCAAGCCCUUCAUUUAUAGUGUCAAAUUUUAUUUUUGGAUUUUGCUUAAAAUCUAUUUUCAUAUGAAAAUAAAAGAUAAAAUAGUCUGU